This is a messenger RNA of Zychaea mexicana, 785 nucleotides long. RefSeq names its product P-loop containing nucleoside triphosphate hydrolase protein. The transcript is spliced from 3 exons. The coding region runs from base 13 to 678 and encodes 221 amino acids. The record is from RefSeq and is a predicted model, not a curated record. NCBI's taxonomy places the organism in Eukaryota, Fungi, Mucoromycota, Mucoromycetes, Mucorales, Lichtheimiaceae.
AGAAACUCAAUUAUGGCGCCACUUGAGGUUAUAGGAGCAGCCUACAGUCGUACUGGGACUGAUAGUCUGCGCACUGCACUUAACAUGCUUGGAUAUAAGACGCAUCAUAUGCGUGCCAUGUUUGAAGGAAAUGGUCACCCUGAACUCUUUGCGCAAGCGUACGACAAUCCAGAAAAGCCUGCAGAUUGGGAUCGGAUGUAUGAAGGCUGGGAAGCCGCUGUAGAUUGUCCAACCGUUUGUUUUAUUCGCCCGUUGAUAGCAGCUUAUCCGGAUGCCAAGGUCAUCCUCAUUGAGCGGGAUGCAGAUAGCUGGUACGACUCGGUCAAAAACUCCAUCUACAAGUUGAGCACAGUGGACGAGGAGGAGUACGACGACUAUGGCCGUUGCUUACAGCGCAUGACCAAGAAGAUUUGGAUGGAUGGCGUGUUUGAGAACGGCGAGUUUAUUGCGAACCCCGAUGCAGUAAAGGCAAAGUAUAAGGCGCACAACGCCUGGGUGAAAGAAUAUGUGCCACAGGAACGGUUGUUGACCUUGAACCUAAACGAAGGCAUUGGAUGGGAAAAAAUCUGUGAAUUCUUGGGAAAACCUGUGCCUGACGAGCCGUAUCCGAGAAUCAAUUCAACCACACAGCUCAAUGAAGAGCUUCCACAGCUAAUUGAUCAAUUGAAACCUCAAUAAAUUGGAAAAGGAAGCACUCUACGAAUGUCUGUUCUUUAAUAGGUAGUCAAUGUGUACUACAUUCGUAAUAUUGCAUAUUACACACUUGGUGUCUGCUACUGAUAAAC